AUCUCAGAGUCGUCGUUUCCACAGAGCUGCAGAGAUCUGUGAGGACGACCAGACGAUUCAUCGCUUCAUCUUUGUCUCUGCAAAGGAAGAACUGAAGUAGGGAGGAAAGGAAACACCGAAGGAGACACUGAAGGAGACAUGGAGGGAGUUUGAGUCCUCGCUGAUCCUCAGGUCUUUGGGGAGUCAUGAUGUCGCAGGAGGAGGCUUCUUCCUUCAGAAGGUUUUUCCAGUAUGUGGAGGACAGCGGCCUUCGAACGUACGAUGGUUUGGUGAUCCAAAACGCCUCUGACAUUGCCAGAGAGAGUGAUCGCAUUCGCAACCAGACCAACUGGACCUACCUGCAGGAAAAACACCAGAAGAAGAGGCGGCAGGAAGAAGCCAUCAAAUGGAUUGGUGAAGAUGUCGCUAUGGCAACAGAUGGAGCAUACUCUGGGAAACAUUUCAGGAUGGGUUUCAUGACAAUGCCAGCACCACAGGACCGCCUGCCCCCACCCAGCCAGGGCUUCACUGUCCGGUCCCAGUCCCUUCACUCUGUGGGCGGAGGAGACGAUGACUCCAACCACAACCGCAAACAGCCCCCACCCAAACCUAAGAGAGACCCCAACACCAAACUAAGCAGCAGCUCUGAAACAGUGGAUGGAAGCUCUGGAAUCACUAAGCGAGACCACCAAGAGACCAAAGAGACACCUGAACAGGCAGAAGCUCGAUGCUUUUUCCACACUGAGGACUCCAAGAAGAUGCCGCCACCAAAACCCAAGAGGAACCCCAACACUCAGCUCAGCACCUCCUUUGAUGAGUCUUACAUCCGUAACCAUAGCAACAAGAAGUCUUCCUUGCGAUGGGACAAAUCUUCAUCCCAAAGUCAGAGUCCAGCAUCUAGAGACACGGACGAUGAAGAGCCAGUUUACAUUGAGAUGGUGGGAAACAUUCUGCGAGAGCUGAAAGGUCAGAAGGCUGUGGAGGACGAGCAGAGCGAGUCAGUGUACGAGGAGAUGAAGUAUCCAAUACUGGAGGACUUCCUGCAGGAUGCGCAGGCCGCUAUCAUGUAUCCUGAUGCAUGGUCAUCCCGUGGCUCGCUCUGUGACAUUCCUCCACCUUUCCCCAACCUCCUGACGCACCGCCCACCACUGCUUGUCUUCCCUGCUGCACCUGCUCAGUGCUCCCCCAACUCAGACGAGUCCCCCCUCACUCCCUUAGACGUCACUCGGCUCCCCAUGCUAGAAAAUGUGUCCUACAACAAGUCAGGGGGUGUCGAACACCCACAGAGCUCCACCCAUCACCGCAAAGAAAGGGAUCGGGAUCUACCCUCCACACAUACCAUCACAUCUUCCGGUCGCUCAUCAGCACCGCCUCUUCCCUCCAACAUCUACAAGUCAUCUAGCUCCACCCACAGCGGUCAUGGUUAUCCCCGCAGCCAAUCAGCAUGUCCAUCACCGGUCAGCAUGGGUCGCUCCCUGACACCUCUGAGUCUGAAGAGACCGCCACCAUAUGAUACUCUGAUAGCAGGAGGAAGUAUGCCUCGCUCUUCAUCUUCAUCUUCAUCAUCCUCACAUAGGGCCGGGGAGGGUGGAGCUAAACUCAGUAACUCCUCCUCCACCCACGGCUCCAUGCAGAACAUGUCAAUGAGGUCACAGACUCCAACGAGCCCAUUGGAAGAACUCAACAACCUGUUUACAUCAGGCAGACAGGUGAUGAAGAGGGGGUCAGGAGGAAGGAAGAGCAAGGAGGGUGAAGGAGAUUGCAGGUCUCUGCCCAGACACAACAGCAAAGACAGAGAUGGACAGUCGAGUCCAGUUUCCAGCAGGAUGGGAAGGUCGUCUGUCAGUCCCACCAUGAUGUUGUCAGGAGGAGGAGAAUCAAAGUCUGUGUGUAAACUCGGCCGUUCAGCGUCGACAUCAGGAGUUCCUUCACCAGGUGGGACCCCACAACGUCACCUGCACGAGCCGCAUCACUCUGCCCUCAGCCAGAUGCCGUGGCUCUGCGGCGACGCCACCAUGAUGGAGAUGAUUGAGAAGAAAAGAGUUUUGUGUCGAGAGAUCAAAGCUCGUCAGCGACCGGAGAAGAAUCUGUGCAAACAGGACAGCAUGCCCAUCCUGCCCAGCUGGAAGAGGAGGCAGCCGCCGCCAUACUCAGCCCCGCCCACCGCCGCCGGACACACCGCCACGGUUUUCUGGGACACCGCCAUCUGA
This is a messenger RNA of Stegastes partitus (bicolor damselfish), 2189 nucleotides long. It is a transcript of the gene nyap2a, whose product is annotated as neuronal tyrosine-phosphorylated phosphoinositide-3-kinase adaptor 2a. Gene Ontology annotation, biological process: neuron projection morphogenesis; phosphatidylinositol 3-kinase/protein kinase B signal transduction. The record is from RefSeq and is a predicted model, not a curated record. The transcript is spliced from 8 exons. NCBI's taxonomy places the organism in Eukaryota, Metazoa, Chordata, Actinopteri, Pomacentridae. The coding region runs from base 186 to 2189 and encodes 667 amino acids.